AUGGCAGUUGACGCCCCGGUGGCUGAGGAGGAGAGUGAAAGCACUAAGCUGGCAAAGGGGCUUAUCAAACCAGAGCCUUCAAAGUACACAAGGGGGUCUGAGGAACAUUUCACUGCGACGGCCGCACAGUUUCUCAACAUAUAUGUGGGGCUAAUGCCACAGCCAGAGACGGAUGCAGCCUUUGUCAAAAUGAUCCAGGAAAGCUGUUUGGGGCCGAGCAAUGUUAAGGGAGUUCCGGCCAAGAAUGCUGUGCUUAUAUAUUGUGACAGCCAGCUGAUUGGGGAAAGCUUGAAAAGACCAUCAACCCGACUACCACCCAUUGAAGACAACCUGCUGCACACCUUGAUUGGAAAUGCCUUGAAGGCACGUGGGUCAACUCCAAUCGGGAAGGGCAACACACAGGUUGACUGCCCGAUUGAGGGGGACAUUGUCAUUGUCAAUGAUGGUGGGCGAGGCAAUGAUCUUUGCUUGGCACCGUUCCGAUCUGCCAAGACCCGGGGAACUCGAGGUGUGAAUGGUUACCUGGAAAUUUUUGAUCUCAACGUGGUGAUCAGCCAGGAUUCGAUCAAGUCCAAAAAGAAACGGAACAGAGGAUCAGUGAACCAAAUCCAGAGGUUGUCUUUUAUCACCCGAGAAUGUCUGGACCGGAUGGUCCCAGAAAGGAAGCACGACAAGUUCACUGGGUCGAACAGAGGCAACGUCCUUGCUUUUGUUGGGCUGGCAUCUUCUGCUCAAACCUGGCACACAACCGUUGAGGACAAGAAGGAAAUCUUCAAGAACAAGAUCUUUGGCACCUCCGGCGGUGGUGAACCUGAUGAUGACAACAACGAGGAACCGGAGGCGGCGGAGCAGGAGGAAUUGGCUCGGAAAGACACUGAUGUGGAGCCUUGCUUCUACCACUUUUUGCCCAAGAAUUUGUUUGACACAAUUUUGUCGUCAUGGAGCAUAUCGGCUGUCCUAGACUUGACGCCGGGGCAGGGAGAGUUGGCCAAAAGUGCCAUUGAGAAGAGGUUGGCUUACUAUGGAGUAUGCUUGAGUGAGCGGCAUUCAGCCAUGAAGAAGCGCAAAGCUGAUGAAGGUGACGACGGCAGCGAUGGUGAGAAGAUCGAUGAAGCCAAGCCCAAAAAGCCUAAGACGAAGAAGACUAAGAAGGAGGGUGACGAAAACGCCACCCCCACCGUCAAGAAAGUUAAGCAGGUGGAAUUGUGCAGCGAUGAGGACUCUGAGAGCCGUGAGAAGUGA
Molecule: messenger RNA, 1242 nt
Organism: Durusdinium trenchii
Lineage: Eukaryota; Dinophyceae; Suessiales; Symbiodiniaceae
Source: the annotation of a GenBank genome assembly